Molecule: messenger RNA, 1613 nt
Organism: Drosophila ficusphila
Lineage: Eukaryota; Metazoa; Arthropoda; Insecta; Diptera; Drosophilidae
Gene: shu
Product: inactive peptidyl-prolyl cis-trans isomerase shutdown
Exons: 3
Coding region: 78-1445 (455 amino acids)
Molecular function (GO): protein binding; peptidyl-prolyl cis-trans isomerase activity
Source: RefSeq, a predicted model, not a curated record
CACUAUUGCCUUAUAAAAUAAACCGCAAUUUCAGCACUUUAUAACUUCUGCACAUAAAACCAGUAACAUUUCCAAAAAUGGAGGAUUCCUAUUUUUCCAGCCUUCCCCAGGUGCUUAAGAAACCCUUGUCCUUUGCGGACCUCGUGGAGAAGGGCACGGAAUUCGAGGUGGACACGUUUCGUCAAGAUACCGCCGCCACCGAAUUUUUAGGUAGUGACGGAGACAGCGACUACGAGGACGCAGAGGGUGUGGACAACGAGGCGUUGCUCUCCCCGUGGAUGCUGUCAUUCGAGGAGCUGCGUUGCCUGAUGACCAAGGUCAAUGACUUCAUUUAUAAGCGGAUUACACGAGAGGGGCACGUGGAUCGGGAUUUAGUGCCGCAGAAAGCAAGGGUCUCAGUAAGAUACAGUGGCUACUGGGAGGGCGAGGGCGCUCCUUUCGACUCUUCCAUGCUUCGGGGGGCCAAGUUCGAGUUCGAGACGGGUCAGAACAUGGUUAUCGAAGGCCUGGAGGCUGCAGUGCGCACCAUGCGCCCUUACGAGCAGGCCGAAUUCAUAAUCUCUUACCAGUUGCUUUUCCGGGAACUUGGCUGCCCGCCUAGGAUCAAGCCUAAGGCGGAUGGACUCUUCAAAGUGGAAGUGAUCGACUACUCCCUCAUUGGCGACUCGGAGGCUCUCAACGCGAUUGCCAAGGAAGACCGCGACAAGUUCUGCGUGGUUUAUCCUAAGGCGCAGGAUCUGCACCUGCACGGAAAGGACUGCGUGAAGCGCGGGCGCUAUCGAAAUGCGGCCACUGCCUUUGAACAGGCAUUCAAUUCCUUGAACUACUGCCGUUUGGCCAAUGAAGAGGAGGAGGGGAGGCAAACCGAAUUGCUGAUUACUUUGUCUCAAAACCUUAUGAUCGUAUACAACAAGCUCAACAAGCCGCAGCGAGCCUGCAUCAUGAUGAAGUCCGUGCGGCGUUUGACCGAGAACAAUCCCUCCUGUAAGGCGCUUUUUCAGGAGGGUCGUGCGCUGGCUUCUUUGGGCGAAUACGAUAGAGCCCGCAAGGUCUUCCUGCAGGCACAGGCCAAGCAACCGGUAAACAAGGAGAUCAGCGAUGAGAUUAUCACCAUGGACAAGAGGAUCAACAAAUACCAAAAAGCCAGUCGGGAUCUUUGGGAACGCGCCUUCUCUCUAAAAGGCUCUCAAUCAGAUGGCCCGAAAACAGCAUCUGAAUUGGAGAAACAAGCCAAGGAGCAGGGUUUUAAGCAAGAACUUGAGACGAUUAUUACGGACUUUAAAACCUCUAGCCAGUCAACGUUGGGAAUUUCCCGCAAAAUGUUUUCAGAGGCCCAGUUUGGAUUGCUUUGUACUCUGGUCAAGAAGCACAACUUGAAAAUUACGCUGUCUCCUAUUCACAAGGAUGUUUUGACUUUGUCGAAGAUGGAAGUGAAAUCGGACUAAAUUUUCACAUCAAAGAUUGGUUACUUACAUACAUAUGUAGUUAUGUACGAUUUAGAUUUAUGAAGACGUUAAUCUGAAAGUUAUUUUUUGAUAUACAAAAUAAGUUUUUGGUGCAUAAUGUAUUUAAAUACUAUCCACCAAUAAAUGUACUCGUUGCAUUAAAUACAA